Molecule: messenger RNA, 1842 nt
Organism: Marmota flaviventris (yellow-bellied marmot)
Lineage: Eukaryota; Metazoa; Chordata; Mammalia; Rodentia; Sciuridae
Gene: Smim19
Product: small integral membrane protein 19
Source: RefSeq, a predicted model, not a curated record
ACUUGCUAUCCUCCUGCAUCAGCCUCCCAAGUCACUAGGAUUAUAGCCCCAUGGCUGGAAGUUACGGAGUGAUGGGUGAUGAUGGUUCUAUUGAUUACACUGUUCAUGAAGCCUGGAAUGAAGCCACCAAUGUUUACUUGAUAGUGAUCCUUGUUAGCUUUGGUCUCUUCAUGUAUGCCAAGAGGAAUAAAAGGAAAAUUAUGAGGAUAUUCAGUGUGCCACCUACUGAAGAAACGUCAGAGCCCAACUUUUAUGACACAAUGAGCAAAAUUCGCUUAAGACAACAGCUGGAAAUGUAUUCCAUUUCAAGGAAGUAUGAUCACCAGCAGCCACAAAACCAAACUGACAGUGUGCAGCUCUCAUUGGAAUGAGAUCUCAGAAAACAAGCAACAGAAGUAAUUGUUAUUAAACAGUAUAGUAGCAACUUCUGAUUCUUUCCGCUAAAUCAUAAAUAGAAUUUUAAAAAAUUUCUGUCUGUAUAUACAAAAUCAUUUUAUUUGUGAUUUUUUCCCAUCUUUUUUGUAUUGUUUAGCUUUUUAAAAUUGCUUCUCCUAGUCAUUUGGUACACAUUCAUAGGACUCAAAAGGCCUGAACACACAGAGCCUAUAAAUACCCAGAAAGAUACAGUUAACCAGAGAUGGGGACUUUACCUUGCAGGGAAUCUUUGAUUUUUUUCAGGAUACAGUCAGUGAGAAAUAAAUCUUUGGAAGUUAAAUUUCUGGAGAUUAUGCCACCUUCAUUAUGAUAUUUUUCCAAAAUAAAAAAUCUAGUCAGUAGAAUAAGUUCCUUUAAGAUUUUCUAAUUUAAGUGUAAUAUCAGUAAUAGACUAACUUGUGUUCUCAUUACUGUUAAUGACUCUAAUUAGAGAUCUUUGCUUCUUCAGAACUUGUACACCUAGACCAUCUUUUCUAUUAUGAUGCAUACCCAUCCACUAAUUUUAGAAAUUUUUCAUAACUGAAUUUUACCCCUUAAUUGUGUUCCAGGAGUUUUUGUUUAUUUGUUUAGUUGUUGUUUUGGUUUGGAACAUCAUGGGCUUUCUUUAGGCCCUACUGGGGUCGUCUGUUGGAAAAAUGGAUACCUCUACAUGGGUAUUGGAAACUUCCUUUUCAGUCAUAUCAUUAUCACUUGUAGUGUUACUCUCUGGUUUCUUUGGCUUUUUUAGCAUAAUAACCUUUUCUGAAGAUCCUCCUCUCUUGUUCUAUUUUAUACUAUAGAAUGAAAUGUUUUUACCUAAUUUUUCAUAUUUAUUUAAAUAAAACUUGUUGGAAAUAGUGGUAGGGAAGUUCAACUGUUCAAUUCUUACUCAAAGAAUCAGUUUUGAAUUAAAGCUAUUAAUUUUAAGAGCUAAUAGUAACUUCAAUUUUUAUUUCCUUUUUAUUGUGAAAUUAAAGAAUAUAAGUUUAAUAUGAAAAUUAAAGUUUAGACAAAAUAAAACUAGGGUUAUUGCAUUUACUUUUAAAUUUUGAUUAUAUCAUUCAAAAAUGUAUAUAUUGUACAUAGUGCAUUUUUGACCAAAUGGAAUAAUUCUUUCUUAAUUCACAAAAGAAUCUGGAUGUACCCCUAUAUAGAGAAUUAAAAGGUGACUCAAGGAUUAUAAAUGGUUUUAAAUAUGGGCUGGGGUAGCAGACAGGCAAAGGGACAAUCUUAAUUUUUGCUUUGCCUUAGGAUAACCCCUGUUUGUUUUCAUGAGCAGAAAAUUUAGUCUGGGGAACAAUCUAGGCAGAUUACAGAAUUAAGAAUUUAAUUGCGGCACAAUCUGAGCAAAUCAUAAAAACUGGCUAUCUCAGAUGGUUUAUAAAUUAAUGUCUACAAAUAAAUAUAAAUGUAAAUCACACAAUGAAA